Molecule: messenger RNA, 1306 nt
Organism: Dermacentor andersoni
Lineage: Eukaryota; Metazoa; Arthropoda; Arachnida; Ixodida; Ixodidae
Source: RefSeq, a predicted model, not a curated record
UCUCCAAGUCAUUUCGCCCGGACGGCGAGUGACACCGCACGCUGUGAGCGUGAUCAUGCUCCGACGGUGAUAAGGGGAGCGCGAUAUCUCUUCUUUUUUUUUUUUUUUUUCAGCAAUUGACCACGAGCCGCUGCGCGAUCCCCGACGAGGAAAAAAAACAUGAAAAAGCUCGAGGCCGGUCCGGCUCUCGUCAGAGCUGCGGUGAGCUUCCCUGCGGAAGCGAUGCGGAAGAAGCGUCGUCCCUGCUCGAGCUUGGCUCCGAGCGAAGACGGCGGCGUCACGCCGGGUUUGCCCGACGGUGCCGGCGGCUCAAUGCACCAGUGCUCCAGUACCGCCACUCUGUCCGAGGGCGCCGGGCAGCGGCUGGCGACGGUCAAGCCUACCCACAGCGACGAGUCACUGGCCGAGCUGUUCGCCCUCAUUGAGAGCAACCCCUGCCUCUGGAAGAACGACUCGAGGAGCUUCAAAAACCUGCGACUCAAGCGUCGCCUUUGGGAGCGCUUCGCCCUUCACCUCCAGAAGCAUUUCCCCAUGCUGGGACCGUUCACUGGUGACAACCUACGAUAUGUGUACAGCAUCAAGAGGCGGCAGUACUACGAUGAGUUGAAGGACAAGACUGGGCGGGCAAAAAACGGGGAGCUCGAAUACACCGGUCGGUGGAAGUUCUUCGACUGCCUCAGCUUCCUGCGGGUUCACUCGGAGCCCUUCCGGGCUGCCGUCAUUAGUCCACUACUUCACUUCGAGAAAGAGCUGCUGAUCGAGCUGGAGGAAGAUAAUGACGAUGUGCUGUUGGACGACGGUGACGGGGUCAUAAUGGAACCGGACGAGCCUAGCAUCUUGCCCGACAGCGUCUCGGCGCCUCCUGUACAGCCGGGGGUUGCCAACGAUGAGCUCGCCACUGAAGACUGCGCCGAAUACACCAACCGCCUUGAGUCUCCUUCGGCUCCACAGCCCGCAAAGAAGGUCCGGCUUUCCCCUGACAGCGUUGAUGUAACGCCACUUCUCCCUUUAGCCACGUGCAGUAGCGGCGGCAGCAACACCGGGCCGCAUGUCGAGAGCGUGCAGUCGCUCAGUGCCGGCGGCUACUACGACGAAUGCGACCAAUUCGGCAAUAUAAUUGCUAAUUACAUGCGCCGGCUGUCGGAUGAGGACAGGCUCGAGUUCCACUGCCACAUCAUGAGCUGCACUAAAGACUUCUUCAAGUGCUUCACGCGUUUCAGCGAAAGACGGCGCCCUUAACUGAUGUGGACAUUGCGUGGCUUCACCGAGUCAGCUGCUCUGCAUAAUUAAAAAGUUGCACCAUGCA